GGAGGGUUGGAUUGCCCUCACAUCUGGCCCCGUGUUUUCCAUGUGUGACAGAUCCUGUGCAUCCAGGCGCACGGACGCGCUGCCACAGGGACCAUCAGAGUGGGUUAUAGAUUAGUUUGUGUGUGAAACAGACAGACUACACACAUCAUCUUUAUUACCACUGAGCUGCACAUUCCUCCUCUAUCCAACAUCUAUCACCCUAUUCAUGUUCCAGUUAUUAUUAUUAUUAUUUUUUAAACAUUAUUUGUUCCCACAUUUCACAAAAAACCGUACCAGUGUAACUUUCACUUUGCGUGUGUGCAGACAAAUGGCGAUAAUCGUGAGAACCAGAACCUCAGGGGAGAUGAACUUGAUCUUUACUGUAAAAGGAAUAGUCCUGGACUUACACGCAGGGUUCAUGAAUUGCAGGGUGCCGGCCAGUAAGCGGUACCAGCCCACUGAGUAUGAACAUGCAGCAAACUGUGCCACACAUGGGUUCUGGAUUCUCCCCAGUCUGUUGGGCGGGUCUUUGCUCUACUUCCUGUCCGUGGACCAAUGGCAUCGCAUGGCUGCCUGGCUCUAUGGAAGCGGUCUCACUGGGCUGUUUGUCACCUCAACACUCUUCCACACCGCCACCUGGAAAAUCAGCCAUCUCCGGAAGUUGGAGCAGCGUUUUCACAUGUGUGACAGAAUGGCCAUUUACUUCUUCAUUGCCUCCUCUUACUCUCCCUGGCUGAUGCUGAGGGAGUUGGGACCCUGGGCGUGCCACAUGCGCUGGCUCAUCUGGGUCAUGGCUUGUAUAGGAUCUGUGUACGUCUUCUUCUUCCAUGAGAGGUAUAAGCUGGUGGAGUUACUGGGGUACGUGGCCAUGGGGGCUGUUCCUGCUUUGGUUAUCCUGUCCAUGGUGGAGCGUGCAGGUGUGUGUGAGCUGGCUGUAGGCGGAGUCUUUUACGUGGUGGGCGUGGUUUUCUUUAAGAGCGACGGCCUUGUCCCCUUCGCUCACGCCAUCUGGCAUCUUUUUGUUGCAGCUGGAGCGGCUGUUCAUUAUUACGCAAUCUGGAGGUACCUUUAUGUACCUGGGCCCAUACUGCAGACAUCCAGGUGACUAACCGUUCAUACCUGAGACUGUGUUGCUCCACAUCAGGUGGCCAGGAAUCAUGUUUUCAUGACAAAAAAACUGACUGUUGCAGAUCAGCUGGGGCCAAACCUUGGGACCAAACACUUUGCAUAUUUGACUAAAAAUCAACAUGCAUUUAUUCCUUAUUAACAGACAGAUCCGUAAGCACUCAGCCUGACUAAAACAAACCUGACACAACUAUAAAGUCACAUUGCAAAUGCAGAACUAUAUUUCAAAUACUAA
Molecule: messenger RNA, 1339 nt
Organism: Sphaeramia orbicularis (orbiculate cardinalfish)
Lineage: Eukaryota; Metazoa; Chordata; Actinopteri; Kurtiformes; Apogonidae
Gene: mmd2a
Product: monocyte to macrophage differentiation-associated 2a
Exons: 7
Coding region: 206-1084 (292 amino acids)
Cellular component (GO): membrane
Molecular function (GO): pore-forming activity
Source: RefSeq, a predicted model, not a curated record